This is a messenger RNA of Camelina sativa (false flax), 792 nucleotides long. Its product is annotated as cyclin-dependent protein kinase inhibitor SMR5. Lineage: Eukaryota; Viridiplantae; Streptophyta; Magnoliopsida; Brassicales; Brassicaceae. The record is from RefSeq and is a predicted model, not a curated record. Gene Ontology annotation, biological process: regulation of DNA endoreduplication. Gene Ontology annotation, cellular component: nucleus.
UUCCAACUAAACCCACAUUAUAAACGAGUGUGUGUGUGUAUGUAUGUGUGGCAACUUGUUACUACCUGAACAUACCUACGCUUUAGCACGUGGCAGUACGUUCCUCCACGUGUCAGUUUCUACACCGCAAGCACUUAGCAACUUCCAGAACAAGCUACGCGCACUUGCAAAACUAAGCUAGCUUGUGUAAUAAAGAAGCAAUCACACUAAUUAGGAAAGAUAGUGAGAGAAAAAUGGAUAACUACGACGGAGACACGGUGACCGUUAAGGACGACUACAACAUGGGAUGUACAACGCCGACGCGUGAUGACUGCAGGAUACCAGCAUAUCCGCCGUGUCCGCCUCCAGUGAGAAGGAAGAGAUCGGUACACUUUGGGAAAAGGAAGGAACCGCCGAAGAAUGGAUAUUUUCAGCCGCCGGAUCUAGACUUGUUCUUCUCGGUGGUGGCAGCCUCUAAACGACAACCUAGCUGCGCUUAGAUUGCGAAUCAUCUUUUGACUUUUUUUAUUAUGUUAUAUGUAUGCUAGCUAUAUCGUCGUCCCGUUCCUGGUUUGAUUUUGUAAAUGGGUGCGGGUUUGAUUAAAUACAGCUAUGUUAUGUAUGUUGUAUUAUGUCUCCACGUCAUGGAAGCAUAAGCUUGACGAUUCACAUUAAGUGGUUCAGCUUCUUCUUCUUUUUUUUUUUGUUGUUGUGUGUGAUGUAUAGUGAAUUAGUGAUGUAUGAGUAUGAUGAUACGCAAAACAAUGUUUGUAUGAACUUUUUGUUGAACCAGUGUGGUUGAACUUUUUUAUA